Molecule: messenger RNA, 363 nt
Organism: Fimicolochytrium jonesii
Lineage: Eukaryota; Fungi; Chytridiomycota; Chytridiomycetes; Spizellomycetales; Powellomycetaceae
Exons: 1
Source: RefSeq, a predicted model, not a curated record
UGCCACGUCUGCUGCAUGGACUUCAGGGACAUGAACCGCACCGCCCUCGACGAAGCCGCCCUCAAAGCCCUCGCAACUCAACACCCAGAGGGCGCAUUGCUCGGUGACGGCUACCUGCCUGUCGGCACAGAGGUCCGCAUGAUUGAUCGCAGCGAUCGCAACCCGCUGGACCAUCUCGUAGGUGUCGUUCGGGGAAGGAAGAUGAAGAAGGAGUAUCGUGAGAUGCUUGAGCACUAUUUGGUGAAGCACCAGGGGGGGAACGAGCUGGUCCCGGUGGAGGAUGUGCAUUAUGAGUGGCAGAUUAAAAAAGAUGGGGCAUAUGUUGAUAUAAGGAGUAUUGCAUCCCAGAUGGGUUUGGAGUAG